Messenger RNA from Nerophis lumbriciformis (worm pipefish), 7981 nucleotides. Lineage: Eukaryota; Metazoa; Chordata; Actinopteri; Syngnathiformes; Syngnathidae. The record is from RefSeq and is a predicted model, not a curated record.
UCCAGCAGCAUCGUCACCUUCACUAGAAGACGAGCGAGCGGCGGACGACGUGUGAGCUUUCAUCUUUCACUCAGCAGCUCUGCGCCAUUUUCUUGCCUCUACAGAACUAGCAUUCAUAUUAAUAUUUAUAUUUAUAUUGAUGUUGAUGAUGUGAGGCGACCUCGCUGUUGUUGAUCCUACAUCGUCAGCUGCGACACAAGAAGAAGAAGAAGAAGAGUCUUCAAUCCUCCUGCCAGAACAAUCUCCAUCUUCUUCAUCCUCCUCCUCUUCUUCAUCCUCUUCCUCUUCCUCCCAGCAGCUGCGCCAUGGCGGACAUAACGGCCGAGUGCAACAUCAAAGUGCUGUGCCGCUUCCGGCCUCUCAACCAGGCCGAGAUCAUCCGAGGAGAUGUCUUCCUGCCCAAGUUCCACGCAGACGACACGGUGGCCCUCGGGGGAAGGUCGUACGUCUUCGACCGAGUUUUUCCCACCAACACCACCCAGGAACAGGUGUACAACACCUGUGCCAAGCAGAUCGUCAAAGAUGUGUUGUGUGGAUACAACGGCACCAUCUUUGCUUAUGGACAAACAUCAUCAGGCAAGACUCACACCAUGGAGGGCAAGCUGCAUGACCCUCACCAGAUGGGAAUUAUUCCUCGCAUCGCUGAAGACAUUUUUAAUCACAUCUUCGCUAUGGACGAAAACUUGGAGUUUCAUAUCAAGGUUUCCUACUUUGAGAUCUACAUGGACAAAAUCCGAGACUUGCUGGACGUGACAAAGACCAACUUGUCGGUUCAUGAGGACAAGAACCGUGUGCCCUACGUCAAGGGUUGCACUGAGAGGUUUGUGUCCAGCCCUGAUGAAGUCAUGGACCUGAUUGAUGAAGGAAAGUCCAACCGCCAUGUUGCUGUCACCAAUAUGAACGAGCACAGUUCUCGCAGUCACAGCAUCUUCCUCAUCAACAUCAAGCAGGAACAUGUGGAGACUGAGCAGAAGAUUUGUGGGAAACUUUACCUGGUAGACCUGGCUGGUAGUGAGAAGGUGAGUAAGACGGGGGCAGCAGGAGCCGUCCUGGACGAGGCCAAGAACAUCAACAAGUCUCUUUCAGCGUUAGGAAACGUCAUCUCAGCCCUGGCUGAGGGCACCAAAAGCCACGUGCCGUAUCGUGACAGCAAGAUGACUCGCAUCCUGCAGGACUCGCUGGGCGGGAACUGUCGCACCACCAUGUUCAUCUGCUGCUCGCCCUCCAGCUACAAUGAUGCAGAGACCAAGUCCACGCUCAUGUUUGGUCAACGGGCCAAGACCAUCCGGAACACGGCCUCCAUCAACCUGGAGCUGACGGCCGAGCAGUGGAAGAGGAAGUACGAGAAGGAGAAGGAGAAGAACAAGACCAUGAAGGAAAGCAUCCAGAAGCUGGAGGCCGAGCUCAACCGCUGGAGGAACGGCGAGAACGUGCCGGAGACAGAGCGCACGCAGCCGGAGAACGUCACUCGCUACGAGACCACGGAGGAGACGCAGCGACCCGUCCUGGACAACGACACCUCCUCCAUCGUGGUCCGCAUCUCUGAGGAGGAGCGCCACAAGUACGAGGAGGAGAUACGCAAACUGUACAAGCAGCUGGACGACAAGGAUGAUGAAAUAAAUCUGCAGUGUCAGCUGGUGGAGAAACUCAAGCAGCAGAUGUUGGACCAGGAUGAGCUGCUGGCAUCCUCGCGGGGUGACGGAGACAAGGUGCAGGCGGAGCUGGGUCGUCUGCAGGUGGAGAGUGAGUGUGCCAAAGCAGAGGUGAAGGAGGUCCUGCAGGCCCUGGAGGAGUUGGCCAUCAACUACGACCAGAAGAGUCAGGAGGUGGAGGACAAAGGUCUGCAGAACCAACUGCUGGCUGACCAGCUGGCACACAAAAUGGCCAGUCUGCUGGAGCUGGAGGCGGAGCUAUCUCGCAUGCAGGAAGUGAGUGGUCAGCAGAGGAAACGCAUCGCAGACGUCCUCAAUGGUCUGAUGAGAGACCUCAGUGAGUUCAGUUCCAUCGUCGGCAACGGAGAACUCAAACUGCCGGUGGAGAUCAGCGGGGCCAUCGAGGAGGAGUUCACGGUGGCCCGCCUGUACAUCAGCAAGAUCAAGUCGGAGGUGAAGAGCAUGGUGAAGAGGUGUCGGCAGCUGGAGAACAUGCAGCUGGAGUGUCACCGCAAGAUGGAGGAGACAGGACGGGAGUUGUCCUCCUGCCACCUGCUCAUCUCUCAGCACGAAGCCAAGAUCCGCUCCCUGAGUGAGUACAUGCAGACCGUGGAACACAAGAAGAGGAUGCUGGAGGAGAGUCACGACUCUCUCAGUGAGGAACUGGCCAAGCUGCAGGACCAAGAUAAUUCUCUGGUGGACGAGAAAGAAGCGGAGAAGGGAGAGACAGAGGACGGAAACGUGAAGAAGAUCCGAGGGGAGUCUCAUCGCGGCCUUCAUCACAAGCAGCUCGCUCGUCUGCGCGAUGAAAUUAACGAGAAGCAGAGGCUGAUCGACGAACUCACCGAUCGUAACUCCAAGAUGGAGUUGGAGUUGGCGCAGGUUCGCUCCGACUUUGAACGUCUGAAAAGUCAAGACAGCACCAAGAGCGAGCGCCUGGAGGAACUCUCGUUCCUGCACGAGCGCCAUGAGCAGACCAAACAGGACCUGAAGGGUCUGGAGGAGACAGUGGCCCGCGAGCUCCAGACCCUCCACAACCUGCGCAAGCUGUUUGUUCAAGACCUCACGUCGCGGGUUAAAAAAAGUUCCGAAAUGGAACCUGAUGAUAGCGGGGGGUCUUGUACCCAGAAGCAGAAGAUCUCCUUUCUGGAGAACAACUUGGACCAACUUACAAAGGUUCACAAACAGCUGGUUCGUGACAAUGCAGACCUGCGCUGUGAGCUUCCGAAGUUGGAGAAACGUCUUCGGUCUACUGCUGAGAGAGUUAAGGCCCUGGAGACUGCACUGAGGGACGCCAAGGAGGGUGCCAUGAUGGACCGCCGCCGCUACCAGCAGGAAGUGGACCGCAUCAAGGACGCCAUGAGGGCCAAGAACGCGCUCAGGCGCCCUCACGCCGCACAGAUCGCCAAGCCCGUGAGGCCCAAGCAACUUCCUGUGUGCUCUCCCAGCAACCCCUUCUACUCCUACAUCCGAGCCACUGAGCACGCCAACACCUUCAGCAACGCCGUCUUCCAGAGCAACAUGACGCCACCGCUUAGCGCCGCCAGCGUCAACUGCAACCCCAACUCUGUCCAGACCAACACAGUUUCUACAGCGCUGGGCUACAGAGCUGCCAGAUACAAUGGAGACAUCCUGGAGUCUUUCCCACUAAACAUUGACAAUGGAAACAGCGUCAGUGACACACGAGACAUCAAUGACAACAGGAGUGAUGUGCACUGUGGCGGCGAGGUGGACGACUCCAAGAGACCCUCCAUGGUCCAGCAGGAGACAGCUGCCAGUUAAUACCAAGGUGAUGACCAAAACACUGUACAUGUGCAAGGACCGCCCCCUUCCAGGCUCCUCCCACCCGCAUGCACGCAGCACCCCCCCGCCCCUCAGUGAUGAUCUUUAGCUUUGUAGUCUUCUAGUCUCCUAGUCUCCUAGUCUCCUCCACCUCUCACUCAGAGAUGAUGUCCUUCUUGUAAAUACACACACACACACACACACACACACACACACACACACACACACACACACACACACACACACUAGCAUGCAUGUGACUUAGCAGGUUAGCUUCAUGCCAGCACCCAUGCAGAGUGACAAAAGCUGGAUGGACGGUUGUUGAUGUGAGGUGUGUGUUUGCAGGUGAACACACACCUUCCAUCAAGAGGCAACACAAAACAAAGAUGGCUGCCCUUCGUCCAAACAUGUCAUGAUCUAGGACUUGCACCCACAACCACAAAAUCUAGCCAACAUCCAAACAUGUCAUGAUCUCGGACUUGCACCCACAACCACAACCUUCAUGCACAAUUUUUUCAGGCGUUGAUGUCUUCAUUCCUUGACUUGAAGCAUGAUUUGGAGUGCAUGAGAAAGCGUGGAUGUUGUCACCGUGCUGAGUCAGCACUAAUUGGAAACAACAAGCUUUUCAGGCGUGUUCGGAGGCGGAGCUUCAAAUGUUUCUACUGCCUGGCUCAAGGGGUUGCUUAGCCUAGCAUGACGACAUGAGUGGUUGUCAAACCUCAGCAACCAGCGUCGUGAAAACAUGCAAACACGAUAGCACAGUAGGGCCGAGUAGUCAUUAAAACCAAGGUGAUGUUCAACAACUGUGACAUCACAGAGUUUGAACAGUAACACUGUGUGGGAUGUUUGUGAAAGGACUACUUUAGCCUAGCAUGGUGGCUAACAGUAAACCUUAAUAGAAGUCUUGGGUUCAGGGAAGUCCAACCUCCCACAUCCUGACCGGCCAAUCAGGAGCCAGGAACGCAGCACAUGUGACCUUGGACUUCCCUGCGCGUCUGACUUGAGGAAGUCCACACCACGGUUUGAUCCCCAACGCGUGAACGUACAGCAGGUCUGGAUUGGUUCUGGUGAGGAUCCUGCGGGGUGUUGGGUGUUACAUGCAGGACCAACUGCAGUGUGCCCAAACAACCAGCAGGAGCAGAUAAUACUGGACUUGUCAGGUGCAUUCUUCAGGGAACCCAGACCUACUUUACCACGUUUUCUUCCAAAGUGUCAAAGAUCCACGCGGCUAAAAUGUUUAGCUAGCUGUGGACGCCGUGCAGGGACUAAAAUAAGCACCUGACCUCCAACAGGCCUAGUUUCCCUUCAAGGUACACAGGAGCAGACGUGGCAUCUGUAAAGCAGAAAACAAUAUUCCAGCACGUCUUUCAAAAUAAUUACACAUUGGAAACUAAAUUCUGUUGUAUUUUUAUGUUUUAUUGUGGAUUUUUUUAUCGUCCUUCAUCUGCAUUCAUUGAUAUUUAUUUAUUUGUAAUAUAUAUAUUUAUUUGAAAUGUAUAUAUUUAUUUGUAAUGUAAUUAUUUGUAAUGUGUUUAUUUAUUUGUAAUGUAUUUAUUUGUAUUGUGUUUAUUUAUAUGUAAUGUGUUUAUUUAUUUGUAAUGUGUUUAUUUAUUUAUUUGUAAUGUAUUUAUUUAUUUGUAAUGUAUUUAUUUAUUUGAAUUGUAUAAUGAUGACGAUGUAAUUAGUCUAUUGUUUGAUUAAUUAAUUAUUCCGAUGUACUUCAUACAGUAUAUUAAUGUACACAUUUCAUCUAUGUCUGCUUCAAAUUCAUGUGCUGAAUAAUACCUGUACUACUUCAUCCUGCACACGACUUCCUGUACUACUUCAUCCUGCACACGACUUCCUGUACUACUUCAUCCUGCACACGGCUUCCUGUACUACUUCAUCCUGCACACGACUUCCUGUACUACUUCAUCCUGUACACGACUUCCUGUACUACUUUAUCCUGUACAUGACUUCCUGUACUACUUCAUCCUGUACAUGACUUCCUGUACUACUUCAUCCUGUACAUGACUUCCUGUACUACUUUAUCCUGCACAUGACUUCCUGUACUACUUUAUCUUGUACAUGACUUCCUGUACUACUUUAUCUUGUACAUGACUUCCUGUACUACUUCAUCCUGUACACGACUUCCUGUACUACUUCAUCAUGUACAUGACUUCCUGUACUACUUCAUCAUGUACAUGACUUCCUGUACUACUUCAUCCUGUACACGACUUCCUGUACUACUUUAUCCUGCACACGACUUCCUGUACUACUUCAUCCUGUACACGACUUCCUGUACUACUUCAUCCUGUACACGACUUCCUGUACUACUUUAUCCUGUACUACUUUAUCCUGUACAUGACUUCCUGUACUACUUCAUCCUGUACACGACUUCCUGUACUACUUCAUCCUGUACACGACUUCCUGUACUACUUUAUCCUGUACUACUUUAUCCUGUACAUGACUUCCUGUACUACUUCAUCCUGCACACGACUUCCUGUACUACUUCAUCCUGCACACGACUUCCUGUACUACUUCAUCCUGUACACGACUUCCUGUACUACUUUAUCCUGUACAUGACUUCCUGUACUACUUCAUCCUGUACAUGACUUCCUGUACUACUUCAUCCUGUACAUGACUUCCUGUACUACUUUAUCCUGCACAUGACUUCCUGUACUACUUUAUCUUGUACAUGACUUCCUGUACUACUUUAUCUUGUACAUGACUUCCUGUACUACUUCAUCCUGUACACGACUUCCUGUACUACUUCAUCAUGUACAUGACUUCCUGUACUACUUCAUCAUGUACAUGACUUCCUGUACUACUUCAUCCUGUACACGACUUCCUGUACUACUUUAUCCUGCACACGACUCCUGUACUACUUCAUCCUGUACACGACUUCCUGUACUACUUCAUCCUGUACACGACUUCCUGUACUACUUUAUCCUGUACUACUUUAUCCUGUACAUGACUUCCUGUACUACUUCAUCCUGCACACGACUUCCUGUACUACUUCAUCCUGCACACGACUUCCUGUACUACUUCAUCCUGUACACGACUUCCUGUACUACUUUAUCCUGUACAUGACUCCCUGUACUACUUCAUCCUGUACAUGACUUCCUGUACUACUUCAUCCUGUACAUGACUUCCUGUACUACUUUAUCCUGCACAUGACUUCCUGUACUACUUUAUCUUGUACAUGACUUCCUGUACUACUUUAUCUUGUACAUGACUUCCUGUACUACUUCAUCCUGUACACGACUUCCUGUACUACUUCAUCAUGUACAUGACUUCCUGUACUACUUCAUCAUGUACAUGACUUCCUGUACUACUUCAUCCUGUACACGACUUCCUGUACUACUUUAUCCUGUACACGACUUCCUGUACUACUUUAUCCUGUACUACUUUAUCCUGUACAUGACUUCCUGUACUACUUCAUCCUGUACAUGACUUCCUGUACUACUUCAUCCUGUACACGACUUCCUGUACUACUUCAUCCUGUACACGACUUCCUGUACUACUUCAUCAUGUACAUGACUUCCUGUACUACUUCAUCCUGUACAUCACUUCCUGUGCUACUUUAUCCUGUACAUGACUUCCUGUACUACUUCAUCCUGUACAUGACUUCCUGUACUACUUUAUCCUGCACACGACUUCCUGUACUACUUCAUCCUGUACACGACUUCCUGUACUACUUUAUCCUGUACUACUUUAUCCUGUACAUGACUUCCUGUACUACUUCAUCCUGUACAUGACUUCCUGUACUACUUCAUCCUGUACACGACUUCCUGUACUACUUCAUCCUGUACACGACUUCCUGUACUACUUCAUCAUGUACAUGACUUCCUGUACUACUUCAUCCUGUACAUCACUUCCUGUGCUACUUUAUCCUGUACAUGACUUCCUGUACUACUUCAUCCUGUACAUGACUUCCUGUACUACUUUAUCCUGCACACGACUUCCUGUACUACUUCAUCCUGUACACAACUUCCUGUACUACUUCAUCCUGUACAUGACUUCCUGUACUAUAAUACGCAAGACGCACUGAUUCAUUGGAUUUGACAUGUACUCCACAUGUACUCUACAUCCUGUGAUACUCUGUAUGUAAAUACAUGUACUGUACAUGUACUGUACAUCCUAUAAAACGCUGUAAGUAAAUACAUGUACUGUACAUGUACUGUACAUGCUAUAAAACACUGUAUGUAAAUACACGUACUGUACAUGUACUGUACAUGCUAUAAUACUCUGUAUGUAAGUACAUGUACUGUACAUCCUAUAAUACUCUGUACAUACAUGUACUGUACACGCUAUGAUACUCUGUAUGUAAGUACAUGUACUGUACAUGCUAUAAUACUCUGUAAGUAAAUACAUGUACUGUACAUGCUAUAAUACUCUAUGUAUGUACAUGUACUGUACAUCCUAUAAUACUCUGUAUGUAAAUACAUGUAUGGUACAUCCUACAAUACUCUGUAUGUAAGUACAUGUACUGUACAUGUUAUAAUACUCUAUGUAAAUACAUGUACUGCAUUGUGUGUUGGAGCUCAAUAAAGUUAGACAAAACA